UAUACAAUGCUGGAAUUUUUUCCGCCCUACUGUGCACAUAAUGUAGGUACUGGCACGGUUGCUAAGCAACGGAUAAUUUCGUUUGAAAAUGCAGAUUCAAAAUGCUAUCACGUCGUGAUAAGCUCUUAAUUCUCCCCUGGCAGCAGAGAAAGUAUGAGAAUCAUUUACGAAAAGUGAAAUCUGCGGCACCGGUGAUUGAUAAUCGGCCGCCGGUCAGUAGGGAACAUGUCGCAGUUAAACUGAAACGAAAACAGACCGAAAUCGAAAGGCAAACGAAAAUAGAACGAGACAACUUGAUUUUGUUACAAAAGCUUCAGUCGCUCACCCGUAAAAAUAGGGUGGAUAAUUAUUGGCAGACACCCCCACCGAACUUUCUAAAUCGUGUGAGAGUUCGUGAGGAUGUAGCUAGGAUCAGUUUACCCAAGACAGAGAUGUUAACAGACUGGGAUACGGUUAAAACAAGGUGUUCUGCAUGCUCCUCGGCAGUUACCGACCGACUUCCUUCAUCCAAAAACCGUAGUAAAUCUGUGCCAAUUGAAAAGUUACCCACCAUUUGUGAGGAAUCCGGUCCAAAGGUGCGCAGUCUGAGUUCCAAAACCAGCAAGUCAAAGCAUAUCGAUUGUCAGUCAUCACAAAAGUUAAUGCUGAAUCGUGGCUCAUUAGUAUUGGAGGUGAAUUUCCCACCCGAUUCGUACAUCAAAUUCCAAACCGGCCAUACAGAGAAGCUGAUAAUGAACGGAUUAUGCCAGUGCAGGAAUUUAACGAAGAAAAUUUGAUUUAAAGCAAUUUUAAUUAAGU
Photinus pyralis (common eastern firefly) is the source of this 798-nucleotide messenger RNA. RefSeq lists its product as uncharacterized. The coding region runs from base 102 to 776 and encodes 224 amino acids. Lineage: Eukaryota; Metazoa; Arthropoda; Insecta; Coleoptera; Lampyridae. The record is from RefSeq and is a predicted model, not a curated record. The transcript is spliced from 4 exons.